Molecule: messenger RNA, 1254 nt
Organism: Sabethes cyaneus
Lineage: Eukaryota; Metazoa; Arthropoda; Insecta; Diptera; Culicidae
Product: HMG box-containing protein 4
Exons: 5
Coding region: 78-1241 (387 amino acids)
Source: RefSeq, a predicted model, not a curated record
AAACAAAACAUUUUCGUAAAAUAGUGGAACGAAAUUAAUAUUUUUAGAAGUUCUCAGCUUGAGAUAUUGAGUGCGCCAUGGAGCAUACACCGAAAAACCACACUGAAUUAGAAGUAACCGGUGUGUCCCGUAGUGGAAGAGUUUGUAAGAAAUCUUCGAAACUAAUGGAUUUUCAGUCUCCGGAUGAUAUUUCCGAUGCCAAACAGAAGAAAGCGCAGAAAUUGAAACUUAACAGUUCUGGAUCUACAUCCUCGGGUUUGGAGUAUUUGGCCGACAUUGCUGCCGAUAUUCCAUUGGACGAUGGUGAGCCUCUCUCUGAUUCGGGAGAGGACGACAACGAGUCCACUAUGGAUUCUGAGGACGAUGAUGGCUCGGAUAUAGAGGACAUGGAUGGAACACAAGAGGAAGACGAGAAAAGUGAUAGCGAACUGCUCACUGAGAUGGCUCCGAAGCGUAGCUUAUACAUGUUGGAAAAAUCUUCCAAAUACAAGAAGAUUUUUAAAGACGGAAAAGUUGUUACAGGUAAAACUGAGCGGAAGGAUAAAGGUAAGCGUCGAUUUACUGCUUAUAUGCUGUGGGCGAAGGAAGCAAGAAAGCAAAUGCUGUCGAACCCAGAUCUUGAUUUCGGAACAAUUUCUAAGCGGCUUGGUGAAAUGUGGGCCAAUGUACCGAGUAAUCAGAAGCAUAAUUGGAAACGCCGUGCUAAGCGAGUAGCCAACAAAUUUAAACAAAAUAAAGAAAAAGCCAUGGAUUCCCCUUUUGUGAAACGAUACUUGCAUCUAGAGCAAGGUAAUGCAGCCGCUGGACCCAACGUUACAACAUGCUCUUCAACAGUUAGCAACAAUAGUCUCAACUCAGCCAGAGGAAAAAAGGCACAACUGAAGGCAAAUAUUACUGUUGAUACUAAAGCCCCUGCUGCGUCCAGUACUCAUCUCUCACCGGAAUCUCCAACAAAAAGUGGCCAUGCGAAGCUUCCCGGUUGCCAACCAUCCGAUGUUGCAGCACAUUUGAAGCUACUUGGAGAUAGUUUGACUAUCAUUGGUGAGCGGCUUAAGGAGCAUGAGGGUCAAAUCGCUGUCUCGGGUAGUCUUUCAGUGCUCUUGGACAGUUUGCUAUGCUCUCUUGGACCCUUGAUGUGUUUAACUAUACACAUUCCGGGAUUACAGCCAGAUGUUGAGCAUCUAAAGGAAGUUUUUCAAAAUACGUUAGAUAACAUUGCAUACGUAAUGCCAGGUUUGUAAGCUGUGCAGCGUA